This is a messenger RNA of Schistosoma rodhaini, 3836 nucleotides long. Lineage: Eukaryota; Metazoa; Platyhelminthes; Trematoda; Strigeidida; Schistosomatidae. The record is from the annotation of a GenBank genome assembly.
GCCUUGUAUGAAACUAAUUAAGGUCGCGUGAACAAAAAUGAGGUGGAUUUAAACGGCACUUGACAUUUCAUACAUCCUAACUCAUGUUUGCUUACAAGAAGAUUCCGCGUAGAAAAUCUCAGAAUCAUCACGAUGACACUGAUGCGAAUAGUAACCGGAAUAAGCAAAAACUUUUUGUCACUAUGUUUGAAUCCAAACGAGCGCAGAUAAUUGUAUACUUGCCAAGUAGACGUCUAUGUUCUUGCUUCAUUUUACUUGGUCAUGACACACACCUCGCGGUUUAUGGUAAAGCGAGAUUUACUCACUUGUGUGGACCAACGAUCACUAUAUGGGGAGGAAAUAUAGGAUCUAAUCCUUCCACUUCAUUUAAUCUUUAUUCAUCCACUUCACACACUCCAUUAUCUAUUACUCAAUGCCCACACGUUGAGUGGAAAUAUGUACAUAAAAAUACAACUCAGGGACUUCAAUCUUCCGAAACCAAAGUUGCUCUAGAGAAUUUGUGUGAUCCAAGUGAUGUUCAAUUUUUGACGAGCCGUCUUGUCAAAGAAAUAAGUGCUUUUCAGGAAGAUGUGACCAUUUUACAUUUCAGUCCUUGCCAGAGUCGAGUCCUUGACUCAAUUUCUGAGAUUAAGCGGUUUCGUUUUUUGUUUCAUCUGCCAUCAGAAGGCACUGUACCAAAUGCCUCCUUAGCUAAAUUACUUGGAUUCACUUUCCUCGAGCAUGAUGGAAGCCUUGGAUAUCAGGUUGCACCAGAAGUUUCACAUAUUUCACUGAAACUCAACUCUGUCCCCGUAGUUGCUACUCGUGAUGAUUGUGUGAGGAAAUUAUUAAUUUGUGGUCCGAAGGGUGCUGGAAAAUCAUCUCUACUGCGUUUUUUAUCAAACAAAAUUCUUACAGAUGUGAAAUAUCCACUUGAAGAAAAAUGUGUUGCAGUUCUUGAUUGUGAUAUUGGUCAACCUGAAUUUACUCCAAAUGGAAUUAUAAGUUUGUGUUUGGUCAAACUGCCAUUGUUUGGUCCUCCAUAUACUCAUACAUUAUCCACCAAUGUAAAUAUUCUUCGUCAGUGUUUUGUCGGUUGCAUUACACCCUCUGAUGAUCCCAGUUUCUACUUGAAAUGCCUCAACUUUGUAUAUGAUGCUUACGUUAAUUUACCUGAACCAAAACCGCGUUUACUAGUCAACACAAUGGGCUGGAUGCAAGGGCUUGGAUUAACAUUGUUGUUGGAGCAAAUACUGUUAGUUAAACCAGACCUAAUCGUUCAGCUUCGUCUUACGGGAUCUUCAAAUAAUCGCACAAACGUUCCAGAUCUAAAUAGUAGUUCGUUAAAAACUAUGGACACCUGGAAUUCACGGGACAUUUCCAACGAAACAUUCAAUCAUGAUGUGAUUCUUAUAGAAUCUAACAUCAAAUUAUACAAUGAUAAUACAAUAAAUGACCCACGAUACAAUCUUGGUCCUCCUGAUCAUCGCGAUUUAAUGAUGCUGACUUAUUUUAUGUCUACUUUGGCUUGUGCAUAUACUAGCUUACCUUCUAGAUUAAAAGAUGAAUCUCUUGGACAUCCAGUAGCACAUUUGCUGGAUUGUAUCCCUUACCAAGUUCCUGUUACUGUUCCAUCUAAACAACAAAAUGCAUGUGAAAAUGUAAAUGAACAGAAAAAUGUAAUACUCAGUAGCUCUGUUUCUAUGUCCGAUGUUCAGCACAGAACAUUAGAAAUUGAUUCGUUAAACACUAAUAAGAAUGAUUCAAAUCACUUGGCCUUUCGGAUAAUGCGCCCAGAUUCUAAACUAUUUGCAGAAGAUUCUGCUUUUCCAUCAAGUGUCGAUAAUUUAUUAGCUUGUUUAAAUGCUACUCUAGUUGCCCUUUGCGUUGUACCACAACAUAAUUGAUUUUUAAUUCCAUCUUGUGUAUGUGUAAGUUUAAAUUUUAAAAUCGUUUUAUUCAUCAUAUUGCCUUUAUGGUUUUGUUAUGCAAGUUUGUUAAAACCAUAAACUUACCACACCUAGUCAAUCAUCCCUAUUAUUAAAAUGAAAUUAACAUAGUGAAUUAGUUUGCCUUACAUUUAUACAUACGACUGUUUAUACUUUAAAUCAUUGUUCAUGGAAAUUUGCUUUAAAUCUUCUUAUCAUGACAAUAAAGUUCGAUUGAUAAAUCCGUAACUAGUUUUUUCUGUUAUAUCCUAACGAAGUAUAAAUGAAUGGUAACGGCUAGAAAUUAUUUAUGGACUAAUAUUAUACAUAUAUUCUUAUUGUAUAACUAUUAAGUAACUAAAUUAUAUUUAUAUUCAUAUUCAUUUUAUUAUAAGCUCCCAUUCGACCUAUUGACUGCUAUUAUACGAUUGAAUAUUCUUAAGUUAUCCCUGAUCUACAGCCUCCCACACUCACAGCCACUUUUUGGCUUGAUCUUGCAUAAUUGUUAUUUUCUAUUUUAUGGUAUGAUGCGGUCUGGUUUGUUUGUAUAUAAACCCAGUGUGUCUGAACUAUAUGAUUCAUACGAUGGAAACUGGGAUUUGUGUUCUGGGCUCAAACGGAUAGGGCUGGAUGAGAAGAACCAAUAAGAAUUCAGAAUUGACUCUAGGCUGCUCGUACCCGUUAACACGUCAUUGGUUUGACACAGUGCUAGGAUUAUAUAAGUCGUAUUCUGAUUGGCAAUCACAAUACGUGAUAAUUAACCGGGCAAAAGACAGGACAUUUUCCUUGCUUUGUUAUAAUUUAAUAUAAUCACUGAAGAUGUGAUUUUUUCUAUGAUUCCUUUACCAUAUUUAAAGUUAAUCAUAUGAUCUGUGGCAACAGUUUUUCAUCAUAAGGCCUAGUGAUUUAAUUCUUCAUUUGUAACUGUAAUACCUAGUGAGAGGAAUUAACUAAAAUACUUGUUUAAAUUAUACUUUCCAUUUUAACAUUUAUUGCGAAUGAAUUUCUGGAUAUUCGUUCAUGUCUCAGAUACAAGGUAUAAUCUCUCAUCUGACAGAUUUAAACUGAGAAUCCUCUUUUUUGUUUUGACUAAUCAAGGAAAUUAUGGUAUUAAACAACAAACAACUCUUGAAAAAUUAAUUAUUUCAUCUCAUCAUUUUAUUAUAAAUAGUCAAUACCCUAUUAUUUGAUCCCUGUCUAGCUGACUAACCAUGACAUAAUUCUCUUUAUGUUUAAACGUCGUUGUAAGGGAAAAUAUGAAUAACAUCUAUUUCAUUUGCUGAAAACAAAAUGUGCACAAAUAACUUGACAUUUCACGAGACUAAUCAUUUAAUAUGCACAUCUAUUGUCAUCUAAUAUUCUACCAAAGUUUAAUGAAAAUACUAUUAGUAGAAAAAUAAAAUAUUAUUUUUUUAGCUACAGACAAUUUAUUUAAGUCGAUGUACAGGUCAACUGAUCACACAUGUAAUAUCCUAUCAAUGAAAGUAAGGAAUAUCAGGUAACUGUCAUUUUUAUUUUAUAGGUUACACGUAUUGACAAAUUAAACUGGGUACUACGUGUUAGACAUAGCUCCUCUCCUACGCUUAAGUUUGUUAACGUUUACAUUUUUCAAUCCCUUCAGUUAAUUUAUAUCACAGACCGUGUUAUUCUAACAGUAGCAAUUUGUAUAUCUUGGUAUUAUUAUCAUGUUUGUGUGAAUAUGUAUGUUUGAUUCGCUUCUGCAUUCACUCACUCGCUUGCAUUAGCGUUUUUGCUCUAUUUCUUUUGGUGUGCUUAUGCCUUAAUGACCUGUACUGUUCAAUAAUAUACUUAAUUCGGCUCUUCGUGUUGCCUACUGAGUUUGUAAACAGUUUGGAUCUUUAUAAAAAAAGAUGGAUAGUGGCUAGUAGUGGAAUCCAGGGCGCACGUUUCGUCCUAUUUGGGACUCAU